Messenger RNA from Closterium sp. NIES-65, 5676 nucleotides. NCBI's taxonomy places the organism in Eukaryota, Viridiplantae, Streptophyta, Zygnematophyceae, Desmidiales, Closteriaceae. The record is from the annotation of a GenBank genome assembly.
AUGGCAAGGAUGGGCGGUGGUGGGAUGGGGAGUGCUGGGAGGGGGGGGGGUGCUGGGAUGGUGAGUGCUGGGAUGGUGAGUGAUGGGAUGGUGAGUGAUGGGAGGGUGAGUGCUGGGAUGGUGAGUGCUGGGAUGGUGAGUGCUGGGAUGGUGAGUGAUGGGAUGGUGAGUGAUGGGAUGGUGAGUGCUGGGAUGGUGAGUGAUGGGAUGGUGAGUGAUGGGAUGGUGAGUGCUGGGAUGGUGAGUGCUGGGAUGGUGAGUGCUGGGAUGGUGAGUGCUGGGAUGGUGAGUGAUAGGGAUGGUGAGUGCUGGGAUGGGAUGGUGAGUGCUGGGAUGGUGAGUGCUGGGAUGGUGAGUGCUGGGAUGGUGAGUGCUGGGAUGGUGAGUGCUGGGAUGGUGAGUGCUGGGAUAGUGAGUGCUGGGAUGGUAAGUGCUGGGAUGGUGAGUGCUGGGAUGGUAAGUGCUGGGAUGGAAAGCCUGUCAUCUGUGGAGCUACUCAACAACGUUCGCACACCCGCACAACAGCAGUGGGUUAGAGACGAGGCAGCUGGAGUCGCUGCCGGAGCGGAUGACAAUCCGCUGAAGUUGUACUCAACGUUCGACAUCGACGUUGGAUCAUUGCCGUGGGGAAAUCCUUUUCUCGCUGUCAUGGCGGACAUCAUGCACCAGGCAGACCUGGGGAUGCUGGACCACAUCGUGGUGUUGAUCUUUUUGGUGGCUGACGUUGUCGGCUCGCCCCAGCUGGAGGCCAUCAGAGCAUACCUUGACUGCAACGUGGCCACCGACCAAGGCGUGCAAACGGCUAUGCAAAAGGUAGGUGCUGCGAGGGGAGGCGCUGAGAUGGUGAGUGCGAUGAGGGGAGGUGCUGAGAUGGUGAGUGCGGUGAGGGGAGGUGCCGAGAUGGUGAGUGAUGUGAGGGGAGGUGCUGAGAUGGUGAGUGCUGUGAGGGGAGGCGCUGAGAUGGUGAGUGCUGUGAGGGGAGGUGCUGAGAUGGUGAGUGCUGUGAGGGGAGGUGCUGAGAUGGUGAGUGCUGUGAGGGGAGGCGCUGAGAUGGUGAGUGCUGUGAGGGGAGGUGCUGAGAUGGUGAGUGCUGUGAGGGGAGGUGCUGAGAUGGUGAGUGCUGUGAGGGGAGGUGCUGAGAUGGUGAGUGCUGUGAGGGGAGGUGCUGAGAUGGUGAGUGCUGUGAGAGGAGGUGCUGAGAUGGUGAGUGCUGUGAGGGGAGGCGCUGAGAUGGUGAGUGCUGUGUGGGGAGGUGCUGAGAUGGUGAGUGCUGUGAGGGGAGGCGCUGAGAUGGUGAGUGCUGUGAGGGGAGGUGCUGAGAUGGUGAGUGCUGUGAGGGGAGGUGCUGAGAUGGUGAGUGCUGUGAGGGGAGGUGCUGAGAUGGUGAGUGCUGUGAGAGGAGGUGCUGAGAUGGUGAGUGCUGUGAGGGGAGGCGCUGAGAUGGUGAGUGCUGUGUGGGGAGGUGCUGAGAUGGUGAGUGCUGUGAGGGGAGGCGCUGAGAUGGUGAGUGCUGUGAGGGGAGGUGCUGAGAUGGUGAGUGCUGUGAGGGGAGGUGCUGAGAUGGUGAGUGCUGUGAGGGGAGGCUCUGAGAUGGUGAGUGCUGUGAGGGGAGGUGCUGAGAUGGUGAGUGCUGUGAGGGGAGGUGCUGAGAUGGUGAGUGCUGUGAGAGGAGGUGCUGAGAUGGUGAGUGCUGUGAGGGGAGGCGCUGAGAUGGUGAGUGCUGUGUGGGGAGGUGCUGAGAUGGUGAGUGCUGUGAGGGGAGGCGCUGAGAUGGUGAGUGCUGUGAGAGGAGGUGCUGAGAUGGUGAGUGCUGUGAGGGGAGGUGCUGAGAUGGUGAGUGCUGUGAGGGGAGGCGCUGAGAUGGUGAGUGCUGUGAGGGGAGGUGCUGAGAUGGUGAGUGCUGUGAGGGGAGGUGCUGAGAUGGUGAGUGCUGUGAGAGGAGGUGCUGAGAUGGUGAGUGCUGUGAGGGGAGGCGCUGAGAUGGUGAGUGCUGUGUGGGGAGGUGCUGAGAUGGUGAGUGCCGUGAGGGGAGGUGCUGAGAUGGUGAGUGCUGUGAGGGGAGGUGCUGAGAUGGUGAGUGCUGUGAGGGGAGGUGCCGAGAUGGUGAGUGCUGUGAGGGGAGGUGCUGAGAUGGUGAGUGCUGUGAGGGGAGGUGCUGAGAUGGUGAGUGCGGUGAGGGGAGGUGCUGAGAUAGUGAGUGCUGUGAGGGGAGGUGCUGAGAUGGUGAGUGCUGUGAGGGGAGGUGCUGAGAUGGUGAGUGCUGUGAGGGGAGGUGCUGAGAUGGUGAGUGCUGUGAGGGGAGGUGCUGAGAUGGUGAGUGCUGUGAGGGGAGGUGCUGAGAUGGUGAGUGCUGUGAGGGGAGGUGCUGAGAUGGUGAGUGCUGUGAGGGGAGGUGCUGAGAUGGUGAGUGCUGUGAGGGGAGUUGCUGAGAUGGUGAGUGCUGUGAGGGGAGGUGCUGAGAUGGUGAGUGCUGUGAGGGGAGGUGCUGAGAUGGUGAGUGCUGUGAGGGGAGGUGCUGAAAUGGUGAGUGCUGUGAGAGGAGGUGCUGAGAUGGUGAGUGCUGUGAGGGGAGGUGCUGAGAUGGUGAGUGCUGUGAGGGGAGGUGCUGAGAUGGUGAGUGCUGUGAGGGGAGGUGCUGAGAUGGUGAGUGCUGUGAGGGGAGGUGCUGAGAUGGUGAGUGCUGUGAGGGGAGGUGCUGAGAUGGCGAUUGGUGUGAGGGGAGGUGCUGAGAUGGUGAGUGCUGUGAGGGGAGGCGCUGAGAUGGUGAGUGCUGUGUGGGGAGGUGCUGAGAUGGUGAGUGCCGUGAGGGGAGGUGCUGAGAUGGUGAGUGCUGUGAGGGGAGGUGCUGAGAUGGCGAUUGGUGUGAGGGGAGGUGCUGAGAUGGUGAGUGCUGUGAGGGGAGGUGCUGAGAUGGUGAGUGCUGUGAGGGGAGGUGCUGAGAUGGUGAGUGCUGUGAGGGGAGGUGCUGAGAUGGUGAGUGCUGUGAGGGGAGGUGCUGAGAUGGUGAGUGCGGUGAGGGGAGGUGCUGAGAUAGUGAGUGCUGUGAGGGGAGGUGCUGAGAUGGUGAGUGCUGUGAGGGGAGGUGCUGAGAUGGUGAGUGCUGUGAGGGGAGGUGCUGAGAUGGUGAGUGCUGUGAGGGGAGGUGCUGAGAUGGUGAGUGCUGUGAGGGGAGGUGCUGAGAUGGUGAGUGCUGUGAGGGGAGGUGCUGAGAUGGUGAGUGCUGUGAGGGGAGGUGCUGAGAUGGUGAGUGCGGUGAGGGGAGGUGCUGAGAUAGUGAGUGCUGUGAGGGGAGGUGCUGAGAUGGUGAGUGCUGUGAGGGGAGGUGCUGAGAUGGUGAGUGCUGUGAGGGGAGGUGCUGAGAUGGUGAGUGCUGUGAGGGGAGGUGCUGAGAUGGUGAGUGCUGUGAGGGGAGGUGCUGAGAUGGUGAGUGCUGUGAGGGGAGGUGCUGAGAUGGUGAGUGCUGUGAGGGGAGGUGCUGAGAUGGUGAGUGCUGUGAGGGGAGUUGCUGAGAUGGUGAGUGCUGUGAGGGGAGGUGCUGAGAUGGUGAGUGCUGUGAGGGGAGGUGCUGAGAUGGUGAGUGCUGUGAGGGGAGGUGCUGAGAUGGUGAGUGCUGUGAGAGGAGGUGCUGAGAUGGUGAGUGCUGUGAGGGGAGGCGCUGAGAUGGUGAGUGCUGUGUGGGGAGGUGCUGAGAUGGUGAGUGCUGUGAGGGGAGGUGCUGAGAUGGUGAGUGCUGUGAGAGGAGGUGCUGAGAUGGUGAGUGCUGUGAGGGGAGGCGCUGAGAUGGUGAGUGCUGUGUGGGGAGGUGCUGAGAUGGUGAGUGCCGUGAGGGGAGGUGCUGAGAUGGUGAGUGCUGUGAGGGGAGGUGCUGAGAUGGUGAGUGCUGUGAGGGGAGGUGCCGAGAUGGUGAGUGCUGUGAGGGGAGGUGCUGAGAUGGUGAGUGCUGUGAGGGGAGGUGCUGAGAUGGUGAGUGCGGUGAGGGGAGGUGCUGAGAUAGUGAGUGCUGUGAGGGGAGGUGCUGAGAUGGUGAGUGCUGUGAGGGGAGGUGCUGAGAUGGUGAGUGCUGUGAGGGGAGGUGCUGAGAUGGUGAGUGCUGUGAGGGGAGGUGCUGAGAUGGUGAGUGCUGUGAGGGGAGGUGCUGAGAUGGUGAGUGCUGUGAGGGGAGGUGCUGAGAUGGUGAGUGCUGUGAGGGGAGGUGCUGAGAUGGUGAGUGCUGUGAGGGGAGUUGCUGAGAUGGUGAGUGCUGUGAGGGGAGGUGCUGAGAUGGUGAGUGCUGUGAGGGGAGGUGCUGAGAUGGUGAGUGCUGUGAGGGGAGGUGCUGAGAUGGUGAGUGCUGUGAGAGGAGGUGCUGAGAUGGUGAGUGCUGUGAGGGGAGGUGCUGAGAUGGUGAGUGCUGUGAGGGGAGGUGCUGAGAUGGUGAGUGCUGUGAGGGGAGGCGCUGAGAUGGUGAGUGCUGUGAGGGGAGGUGCUGAGAUGGUGAGUGCUGUGAGGGGAGGUGCUGAGAUGGUGAGUGCUGUGAGGGGAGGUGCUGAGAUGGUGAGUGCUGUGAGGGGAGGUGCUGAGAUGGUGAGUGCUGUGAGGGGAGGUGCUGAGAUGGUGAGUGCUGUGAGGGGAGGUGCUGAGAUGGUGAGUGCUGUGAGGGGAGGUGCUGAGAUGGUGAGUGCUGUGAGGGGAGGUGCUGAGAUGGUGAGUGCUGUGAGGGGAGGCGCUGAGAUGGUGAGUGCUGUGAGGGGAGGUGCUGAGAUGGUGAGUGCUGUGAGGGGAGGUGCUGAGAUGGUGAGUGCUGUGAGGGGAGGUGCUGAGAUGGUGAGUGCUGUGAGGGGAGGCGCUGAGAUGGUGAGUGCUGUGAGGGGAGGUGCUGAGAUGGUGAGUGCUGUGAUGGCCCAAACGCACCCUAUCGCCACGUCUCGUCGUGCGCUCGGAAAGAAGGACGGGGGUGAAGGCGGUGGCAAUGGGAAGGGCAAGGGCGGCGGCAACGGAAAGGGCGGUGGCAAGGGUGGCGGAAAGGGCGGCGGAAACGGCGGCGGCAACGGGAAGGGCAGAAAGGGAGGGGGAUGGAAGGGGCCCAAGAAGGGGAAGCAGAAGAUCGCGGGAGCGGCGUCGGCAACAUUGCGUGGAGAAGAGGUGGUGGACGCUAGCGGGAACUCGAUCGGCGAUAAAAACGCCACAGGGGUCAUCGAUCUCGUGCUCGUCCGGAACGACACCGUCUACGACCUCCACUUCCAAGUAGGCAUCGCGCUGACGGAUUCCGGCGAGCCGACGUCAGUCACCGUCAACGAAGGCGCCGAAGGAACUAACGGAAACGUGGUCAUCGACUUGACGGAAGACAUCACAUGGACGAACACCACCGGGACUGCCGCGGGCCCGCGCUACGGCCGGAAGAAGAAGGGCUGGGGUUGGGGGGGAGGCCGCAUGUUCCGGGGCCGAGACAACUCUCUGAGGGACAUGUACUCGUACUACACUAGGGGAGUCAUUCGCGACGCGUCGUCGCGCACUAAUGCGCAGGGCGACACGUACUUAGUGGCCAUGCAGAACCUUUUGGACUCGCCCAGGUCGUACUAUGGGCUCGUUAAGACUGACAUGUAUCCCGAAGGCGCGGCACGGGGGCAGUUCAGGAAGGGGCCUAAGGGAUGGGGCGUGUGGCGAAACCGGGGGUUCUGCUUUAAAUUCAACUGCUGA